Saccoglossus kowalevskii is the source of this 13596-nucleotide messenger RNA. RefSeq lists its product as uncharacterized. Gene Ontology annotation, cellular component: plasma membrane; extracellular region. Gene Ontology annotation, molecular function: protein binding; serine-type endopeptidase inhibitor activity. NCBI's taxonomy places the organism in Eukaryota, Metazoa, Hemichordata, Enteropneusta, Harrimaniidae. The record is from RefSeq and is a predicted model, not a curated record.
AUGCGGGUAGGUGAGCGACGGAACUAUGUAGUGCUUUCGUACGCCUGGUAUGCCUGCACGGCGCAGACCGAUGACUGUGAGGGUGCGAUGAUGAUGUUACAUCCCCGGCGGAAUGGGUCUGUCUUAGACGCCUUGAGGUCUGUGUUGCACGUGAUGUCUGCCGUCAGUAAAGUGCGUUGUGGAUCGAAGGUCAUUGACGUGGGUGCGACAAAUUCGCUGACUCUCAAGAAGCCGAAGAACGCCAGUCCAAGACUCACGAAGGAAGACACAAUAUUUCCGGAACCUUGUUGGAAUGUGAAAUCAAGAAUUCCAACCCACACAAUCAAUGAAGCUCCCGUAUUCCAGUCAGACAGUUUUGUUCCAAAAUGUGAUGAUAGUGGAUUGUAUUCCCCCAUCCAGUGCCAUGGUUAUGAAUGUUGGUGUGUAACACCUUGCGGCAUUGAAAUUCCUGACACUAGGACAGAUUCCUGGCCAUCAUGUCCCAACGAAAUGAUGACCCCACCAUGCACCCGGCAACUGGACAUUUGGACAGAUUACAUGCCAGAUUGUGAUAAAAAUGGAUAUUACAAACACAAGCAGUGUGUGGGUGAAGAAUGCUGGUGUGUUAACAAAUGUGGUGUUGAAGUUGAAGGUACCCGUAUAAAUGGAAAUCCUAAAUGCAAAGCUGUGUUUUACUUGUCUGAGGAGGAUGAUACGACAGGCAGAACACUCUCCAGAACAAGCUCCAACAUGUGUACAGAUGGAUCCCAACCAGAAAUAUGUGACAACAGUAUUUGUGAUAAGAUGACCUGCCCUGGCUUCCAUGAUGCUAAAUGCAAAGUAAAUCGAUGUAAAGGAUGCACUGUGGAAUUUUUCAUUAAAGAGAAAAAAGUGGUUUGCAGAGAUACCAAGAUUGGAUCAUGCCCAGCUGUGGAACAAGUAAAAUACAUGUUUGGUGAUCGAUGCGACUCUGAAUGUCAAUCUGAUACUGAUUGCCGUGGUGCUCUCAAAUGCUGUAGCAAUAAUUGUGGUACUUUGUGUGUCCCUCCAAAAAUGGAUAAUCAUGGCAGCUGCCCAGUUCCUAUUUCUAUCCAAGACAAGACGUGUUCCAACAAAUGUAACAUUGACAGAGAUUGCUCUCAUUAUGAGAAAUGUUGCACAAAUGGAUGUGGUAAAGUGUGUGUCUCUUCUAAACCUAGAGAGAAGCCAGGUAUGUGUCCAGCAGUUACUAAUUUCCCAGUAACCACAUGUGACAUUGACUGCACCAAUGAUAACGACUGUGUUGGUACAAAGAAAUGCUGUCAGACAACUUGUGGUACUGUCUGUGUUGCAGCUGAAUUUGAAGACACUACCAGUACUUCACGUAAUAUUGAGAAAGUGUGCCCCGCUGUCAGCAGUGACACCUUUGGUACAUGUGUAAAUAACUGUGUUGAAGAUGGCGAGUGUGAGCUUGGUGAGAAAUGUUGCAGUAAUGGUUGUGGUACUCACUGUAUCAAGGCUGUUGAUCCAGCUACUCCUCCUUGUUGGACUGAAAAAGAUCAUGUCCCAACCACCACAUUUGGUGGAGUUUCUUUACCAGUAUAUGGACAUCAUGUUCCUACUUGUGAUUCUGAAGGAUUCCACACACCAAAGCAAUGUAACCCAUCUACUGGUAUUUGCUGGUGUGUUGAUAGGUGUGGCUCUACUAUUGAUGGAACUCAAACAAUGGACGAUUUGACAUGCGAACCCAAAAUGACUCCCUGCCAUGACAAGAAAAAGCAGCUGAGAGGUAGUGCACCAGGUUUACUUGGUAGACAUCGUGUAGAGUGUACUGAAGAGGGAUUAUAUGAAAAACGUCAAUGUCAUGGAUCCACUUGCUGGUGUACUGAUAGAUGUGGAAAUGAGGUAGCAGGUACACGUGGACACAUCACAACUGUGUCUUGUGAAUGCCGCAAGGGAGAACGUGCUUGGAAUUGUGCCAGGAAUCCUUGUGAUGGUGUCACAUGUACUGCUUAUCCAGAAGCUAUUUGCAAACCUAACAUGUGUGAUGGAUGCAAAGCUGAAUUCUGGAUGAAUGAGGAAAAAGUUGACUGUGAAAUCAAAAAGCAAGGUGUGUGUCCUUUGAGCACUGACAUGCCUCUUACAUGUGUAUCCGAAUGUGUUAAGGAUGGUGACUGUUCCGGAACACGUAAAUGUUGUAAUAAUGGAUGUGCAUCUGUCUGUGUCAGUCCACGACCACAAGAGAAACAUGGAAACUGUCCAGCUAUCACCUUGGAUACUAUUGGUUCAUGUACUGUGGAGUGUAUCAAUGAUUACAAUUGUCAUGGAAACAGCAAGUGUUGCUUCAAUGGCUGCGGUAAAACAUGUACGCUGCCAACUACCACAACUAACUCAAGAACGUGUCCAGUGCCUUGGGAAAGCUGCACUGUUAAUGAGAAACGCAACGAAUGUAGACUUGAUGAAGAAUGUACUGCAGAUCGUAAAUGCUGUGAGACUGGAUGUGGAAUGCGCUGUACAACAACAACAACAACAGCACACACUACAAAAACCAUGAAAUAUGGUACGUGUCCAGCACCAUCUUUCUUGAAAUGUGAAUAUGCUAAUGAGUGUAUUACUGAUGCAGAAUGUGUUGAGAAUCACAAAUGUUGCAGCAAUGGAUGUGGCCGUGUGUGUACUCCCCCUAAAACCAUGGAAAAAUAUGGUCGUUGUCCUCACAAUGUAGUGAACUCUGAGACGUGUAACUCUGAGACUAUCAUCAAUCAUGAAUGUUCAGUUGAUGACCAGUGUACUGGUAGUAAGAAAUGCUGCAUGCAGGGAUGUAAUCGUGUCUGUGUUGACGUCUGGAAUACAGUUAAAGUUGGUGAAUGUCCAGCUUGGACAGAUAAUGACUUUGAUACAUGUAUUACUGAAUACCAAUGUAAUACUGAUAAUGACUGUAAUACUGGAAGUAAAUGCUGUAACUCACCUUGUGGUGGUAUGGUAUGCAGAAAUCCUACUUCAACUGAAACUUGUGAAUAUAAUGGUGUGACACAUAUCCAUGGCGACAUAUGGCAACCAGACACCUGCACUACCUGCAAGUGUUUGACUGGUCAGACCAAGUGUACCCAAAUUGCCUGUCCUAAAUUGGAAUACGACUGUGUUCCUACUCCUGUAGAAGGUCAAUGCUGCCCUACACUCAACUGUGAAAAGACAAAGUAUGAAUUUUUGCGAUGUGAAUCUGUAGAUGGCACAAGUCACAUGCAUGGUGAGACCUGGUACCCAGACAGCUGUUCAAAAUGUGAAUGCCAUGAUGGUAAAAUACUGUGUUCAACAUUCACUUGUUCUUCUGAAGUGACUGUCAAUACACCUGGCUGCAAGAUUGUAGAAGUUCCUGAUCGUUGCUGUCCUGAGGUUGUGUGUGAAGACCGUUGCAUCGACCAUGAAGGUCACUAUCGCUAUGAGAAUGACAUAUGGUAUUCUGACAGCUGUACACAAUGUAUGUGUCGUAACAAUGAGGUCACAUGUACUAAAGAGACGUGCCAUAACAUCAAUGACUCAAACUUCCCUGAAGGUUGCCAUUAUGAAGAGGUUAGGGGACAAUGCUGUCCAAAUGUCAUCUGUCCUUCAGAGAUAGAAGAUAGAGAUUCAAGCUGUCAUGAUGAUGGUAAAACAUAUGGACAUGGUAGUGCAUGGAUGCAGUCAUCAUGUAACUAUUGUAUGUGUCGCAAUGGUGAGAUGAUCUGUAGAUCCACAGACUGUCCUCAAUUUGAGAACCCAAUACUUCGUGGAUGUACACAGAUGUAUGUAGAUGGAAAAUGCUGCCCUGAAAUAGUAUGCAACAAAGAACCCACCUGCUCACAUAAUGGUGAGACCCAUUACCAUGGUGAGAGCUGGCAUCCGGAUACUUGCUCCACAUGCACAUGUGACCAAGGAGUGACUAACUGUCUGGUAACCAACUGUCAAGAACCGGGUCCAGGAUGUACUGCCAGAUUUGUAGAAAAUCAAUGCUGUCCUGAAAUCACGUGUCAAACAUACCAUCACGUACCAAUGUGUAACAGCAGUGGCAUAUGGCAUACAAAUGGUGAGACUUGGCUGGAGAGUGACUGUGAUAUAUGUACUUGCCAUAAUGGUUUAACUACAUGUACUUCAAUUGAAUGUCCAAUGCUUACCCAAACACCAGGCUGUCACAUUGUAUACGAAGAAGGACAGUGCUGCCCAGUAAAAAUCUGCCGUGGAACAAAGGACAUGUGUGCCCGUGGGGACAUUAGACACAGUGAUGGUGAGACAUAUUCCAUCCACACCAACACUAACAUUGAAGACCUUCAUACAUGGAAUAGAAAAAUGAUAUCAACAGGUUGUGCUACUUGUACCUGUAUGAAAGGUCGCAUAUCAUGCAUGGAGAACGUCUGUCCUGAAGUACGCCCUGAUUGCCGCGUCGUUGAAAAUGAAAGAGAUAAUGAGUGUGCUUGUCCUACCAUAGUCUGCCCAGAAAAGAAGUCAGGUGUUUGCCCUAUCCCUAACGUCCACAAUGUCCGUACUUGCGACAAUGAGUGUGAUGCUGACACACACUGUACCGAUGACCAUAAAUGCUGCUUUAAUGGAUGUGGAAUGACAUGUACAAAACCAGUUAUUGAAGGCUGCUUUGAUGUCUUUGGUGUGCUGCGUAGCCAUGGUGAUAUUUGGCACAAAUCAGACUGUAGUAUAUGCGAAUGUGUUAACGACCAAUCUAUCUGUACUGAAAGUAAAUGCCCAGAAGUUCCAUCCCACUGCACUGUCAGACCAGUUGAUGGUCAGUGCUGCGGUGAAUUAGUCUGUGAAAAUACAUACCCUGCGACAUCAUGUAGUCAUGGUAACAAGGUAUACCCUGUAGACAGUACAUGGGUGGUUGAUAGCUGUACCACUUGUAGCUGUAUUGAUGGUGUAACAGUGUGUGAUUCCGUAACCUGCCCCACAACCAAUGUACCCGGAUGUAGACCAUCCUAUGUGAAAGGGAAAUGCUGCCCAGAAAAGAUUUGCAAAGAACCUGACAGUUGUGAUGUAAACGGUGAAGUUCACCUGAAUGGAGAGGUCUGGUAUUUGAAUGAAUGCAACAGAUGUCACUGUGUCAAGGGUAAAUACUACUGUACAGAGACUAAAUGCCCAGUACCACAAGAAGGCUGUCAAUAUGAUAUGACACGUACUGUGAAUAAACAAUGCUGCAAGAACAUUACAUGCACUACCUCAAGUUCUGAGAAGACAUGUGAAUACAUGGGUGAAAUGAAAAACUCAGGUGAAGUAUGGAAAAAAGAUUCCUGCACAGUGUGUGAAUGUGAUGAAGGCAAGACAAUGUGCACUGUCAAUACCUGCCCUAAAAUGAGUGUGCGUCCAGGAUGUCAUGCUGUUAAAGUGAAUGGACAAUGCUGCCCUGAGAUAGUCUGUCGUAAUAUGCAUAGCUGUAUGAUUGAUGGUGUAGAACAUCGCAACGGUGAACAGUGGAUGCACGAUAAUUGUACCAUCUGUAGAUGUGAACUUGGACAUAAAUACUGCACAACCAAGACCUGUGCUGAACCUAGCAACUAUUGUGCAUACUCUACUCAAGUAACACCAGGAACUUGCUGUCCUCCUGUACUCUGUCCUUUUGAAACAUCUACUAGAAUGUGCAGAGAAAAUGUUGGAGACGUUAUGAAGAACUUCAAACAUGGUGAAACUUGGAUGCGUGAUUCAUGUAGUCAGUGUACUUGUCAUCAUGGUACUGCACUUUGUCAAGAUCAAACCUGUCCUAUGUCUGUAUCUCCUGGAUGUCGUACUGUACCAGUUGAUGGACAGUGCUGUCCUAACAUUGUGUGUGAUACAGUAAAAAUUGGCCAGUGUCCAGUUGUGAACCCAUUCAUGUCGAAGUCAAUCACUGUCGAUACCUGCAUGUCGGACACGGAUUGCUCUGGCACAACUAAAUGCUGUUCCAAUGGUAUUGCAUUCACUUGUAUGGCCCCCUGGACUGUUGAGAAACCAGGCAUGUGCCCCCAAACCAAUCCACUUACAACACCACUGCGUAAUAUGUGCGUAACAGAGUGUACUAAUGAUAUGGACUGUGUAAAUGAAUGGAAGUGUUGCAGUGAAGGUGGAUGCAGCAUGAUUUGUCGUCCUCCUGUUACCAUGACAAACACAAAGACCAGGAAUUUUGAAAACAUGAAAGAACCAAUGACAAGAAAAGUUUCCAUGCUGACAGGCACAUACAAGUCUGGUGAGUGUCCUAAUAUCUCGCCAUAUGGAUGGAAUUCUGGUGUAUGCGUGUCUCAUUGUACUUUAGAUAUUGACUGCCCUGGUGACAACAAAUGCUGUUCCAAUGGAUGUGGAGCAAUGUGUAUGCCACCUAAGAAUCCUACCAAAUUUGGUAUGUGUCCAUUCAAUCAACCACGUGGUGUCUGUAAACGUGUUAUCAAUACCUGUACUGAAGACUCUGAUUGCAUUGGAAAUAAGAAAUGCUGUAACAAUGGAUGUGGUCUCAAGUGUGUUGUCCCUGAUGUUGACACUACAAUCUGCACAUCAGUACCAGCAACGUGCACUGAGAAGUGCCUUGAAGGUUAUGCCACCAAUGAUAAGGGCUGUGAAAUCUGCAAGUGUAAGAAAACACCUGAGAUGUGUGGAACUGAAGUCAUGUGUGAUCUAUUCUGUCAGUACGGAUUUGCCACAGACAAUAGAGGCUGUGAAAUCUGCAAGUGUAAGGAACCAACAAUGCCAACAAUGAAUAUGAUGUCACCAGAAAUAAGUUCAUUAUUCUGUAAACCAAUCACAAGAGAGACAUGUAGCGUGAAAUGUAACCAUGGAUACAUGACUGAUAGCAUUGGAUGUGAACUCUGUGCCUGCCAAAAACCAGAAACUGAGUGUACACCAUUAACUGCCUGUGCACAGUACUGUCCAUAUGGAUAUGCUACAAAUACUGAUGGAUGCAAAAUGUGUAUGUGCAAACAACCUACAAUCUCCUUCUUACCAACUGGUCUGUGUACACCAUUGACUACAGAAACAUGUGACAAGACAUGUUCAAAUGGAUAUGCCACCAAUGAAAUAGGAUGUGCUGUAUGUAAAUGUAUGAGAGCUGAAAGUGAAUGUGUAAGAAUGGAAAGCUGUAAUAUCAGAUGCCCAUUUGGCUAUGCUACAGACGACACUAGAUGUAAAAUCUGCAAAUGCAAAUUGCCAACUAUGUGUCCUCCAGUUAAUUCUGAGAAUUGCAAUGAGGAAUGCACAUAUGGUUAUAUCACUGACAAGUUUGGAUGUGAAAUCUGUUCCUGUAAAUCCCCUGAGAUGGGAUGCAACGUGGAUGAAUCAACUGAAAUGAUACGCAUGAAAGAAACGUGUGCUUUUGGUCUGUGUACUGAUGCCAAUGGUUGUGAUGAGAACAAAUGUAAGAUGCCAUCUACAUGUACUGCAGUCACUCCCAUGACAUGCAAGCUGAACUGUCUCUAUGGUAUGGCCACUGAUAAAUAUGGAUGUGAGACAUGUAUGUGCAAGAAACCAGUAACCCAGUGCAGUCCUAUCAGCAAUGACAUGUGUACAAACUUCUGUCCAUUUGGUUUAGCUACAGACAGUGUUGGUUGUGAAAUCUGUCGCUGUAAACAACCAAAUAUUAUGAUGCAAAUGACUUCUAUGGAUAAAGCACUAACAAUGCCAACUACACCUCUGUGUAUGCCUGUCACCUGUGAACUUCAGUGUAGGAAUGGUCUUGCCACUGAUAUGCUUGGCUGUGAGACCUGUGCCUGCAAGAAACAAGAUGCUGAAUGUCCAGUUGUACUUGAUAACAUCAAUUGUCCAUUAAAAGAUGUUUGUCCUUAUGAUUUAGCUACUAACAUAAAUGGAUGUGAAAUCUGUCAAUGUAAACAGCCAAUCAACUGUGAACCGAUGAGUGCACUGACGUGUCCUGAGACAUGUGUUAAUGGAUAUGCCACUGAUGAGAGAGGAUGUGAAAUCUGUGAAUGUAAAAAACCAAUCUUGGAAUGCUCUCCUAUGACUCUUAUGACUUGUGCAAAGACAUGUACAUAUGGAUAUGCCACCAAUGAACGCAGAUGUGAAAUAUGCAUGUGCAAACAACCAACAACAACAGCAGUGACUAUAAUGAAUACUCCAGUGUGUGAAGCGGUCAGAUGCCGAAUGUUCUGUCAGGAAGGAUGGGCUACUGAUUCUUAUGGUUGUGAUACAUGCAAGUGUAAAAAAGCUGUUAAUGAAUGCCCAGUUAUCACUGAAGAGAUGUGCCCGAUGAAGAAGCAAUGUCCAAGAGGUCUGGCAACCAAUGAAGAUGGAUGUGAAAUCUGUAAAUGCAAACUGCCAGUGGUGUGUUUACCAAUGGAUGAAUCUGCCUGCACUGAAACAUGUCGUAAUGGAUUUGCUACUGACACUAGUGGAUGUGAAAUCUGCAAAUGCAAGAAGAUUCCAACAGCUGUAUCAAAAAAUCUCAGGAAUAGUGAUCUAGUGUGUCCACCAACAUCAUCUGAAACAUUUGGUAUUUGUUUGACUACAUGCAGUCGUGACUCUGAGUGUGAAUCUGAUGAAAUGUGCUGCAGUAAUGGAUGUGGUCGUAUGUGUACUAAAUCUGUCAGAGCUGAUUCAUUGUGCAAACUUGUAGACAAAGAAACAUGUAAAUUGGACUGUACGCAUGGCUUUGCAACGGACUACGAUGGAUGUGAAAUAUGCAUGUGUAAAUCACUUCCAUACAUUACCUAUAAUGUUAUUAAGAUGACUCCAUCUCCAAUGUGUAGACCUGUUACUAAGGAGACAUGUGCCAAGACCUGUAACCAUGGCUAUGCUACUGAUGACAUGGGAUGUGAGGUCUGUGUUUGCAGAAUACCAGACAUAGAUUGUCCAGUGGUUAAUGAGGUGACCUGUCCCUUGAAGCAUACCUCACCAUAUGGACUUGCUACCGACCACAAUGGUUGUGAUAUCUGUAUGCAAAGACAACCCAUCAUGUGCACUCCAAAUACAUGCUCCACACACUGUGUUGAUGGAUAUGCUACAAACGACAAAGGAUGUGAAAUCUGUGAAUGCAAGAAACCAGCAAUAAUUUGUCAGACUGUCACAACUAAAAAUUGCCCAAACAUGGCAUACUGUCCAAAUGGCCUUGCAACUAACCCAAGCAGAUGUGAAAUAUGCAAAUGCAAGAUGCCAGAAGUGACAACUUUAUUGAGUAUGGAAACAAGCAUGACAUCAAGUAACAAGAAAAUUAUCAGUUACAAACCAGAAACUGUUACGUGCCAAAAAGUAACCCCAUUGUCUUGCCGUAAGACCUGUCACUAUGGUUAUGCAACCGAUACUCAGGGUUGUGAAGUCUGUGAGUGCAAGCAGAAAGUUUCAGACUGUUCAACAGUACAUGAGUCCAGCUGUCCAGAGAAAAACCAUUGUUCAUAUGGAUUGAAAACCAAUGUUGAUGGCUGUGAAAUCUGUGAAUGUAAACAACCAGUUAUGUGUACUCGUUUAUCCAUGAACACUUGUAAACUCACUUGUAAAUAUGGAUACGCUACCGACAUAGACGGGUGUGAAAAAUGUGAAUGUAAAAAAUCACCCAUGGAGUGUACUCCCAUCAAUCCAUUGACAUGCAGGAAGACGUGCCAAUUAGGUUUAGCCACUGACUUGAACAACUGUGAAAUGUGUAAAUGCAAACAACCAACUGUUAUUGUCAAUAUGAAUUCCACCAACCCACUCCAUACUACCAGUUCAGUCAACAAAAUGUUUGGUGUCAUGGCAUCUCAUUGGAUACCAUCCGUGACCUGCUCACCUUUGACCUCAAUGACCUGCACUAAAACAUGUCCAAAUGGAUACACAACAGACACAGUUGGAUGCGAUAUCUGUGAAUGCAGAAAAUCAAAAACUGAGUGCCCAGUGAUGAAACGUGAAGUCUGUCCAUUGGUUGAUCGUUGCGAAUUCGGAUUGAUGACUAACACUGAGGGAUGUAUGAUCUGUAAAUGCAAACAGCCAAGUCUGUGCAACAUAAUGAAUAUGAAAAUGAAGAAGACUGAUUGUAUCUAUGGUUACGCAACUGAUGAAAAUGGAUGUGAAACCAAUGAAUGCAAGAAACCUUUACAUGAAUGUUCUUCCAUGACCUGUGACCUUAAAUGCACACAUGGAUAUGCAACUGACAUGACAAGAUGCAACGUCUGCAAGUGUAAACAACCAAAAACCCCUGUGGAUUUCCUGACAUAUUUCCCUACAACUUACAGUACUCCAAAGAUGCUGCCCACUACCAAUAUGGACAUCCCAUAUAUGCGUAUCUUUGAAGAACUCUGUCAUCCAGUCAACCCUACCACUUGUACUUUGAAAUGUGUUAAUGGAUAUGCUACUGAUAGAACAGGCUGUGAAAUCUGCAAGUGUAAGAAGACAGAAGCUGAAUGCCCCGAGUUAUCUAUCCAUAUUUGUUCUAAAAAGAGUACCUGUUCCUAUGACUUAGCUACCGAUGAGAAUGGCUGUGAAAUUUGUGCCUGCAAAAAACCAGUGACUUGCCCACCAGUGAACCAUUAUACUUGUCCUAAAGUGUGUCACUAUGGUUACGCUACUGACCAUACUGGCUGCUCCAUCUGCCAAUGUGUUAGCACCAGUUCCAAAUGUCCAACUAUCAAUCCAUUUACCUGUCUGAAGACUUGUAAAGAUGGUUAUGCCACAGAUGAGGAAGGCUGUCCAAUUUGUCGCUGCCAUCAACCUAUAAGCAAGAUGGGCACCUCUAUGCAGAUGUUCUUGCAAAAUAAAAUGGAUAAAUGUCCUGAAUUUGAGUGUAAAACAGUCUGUCAAAAUGGAUAUGCUACCAACAGCGAAGGCUGCCAUAUCUGCUCCUGUAAGAAGACCGAACGUGAAUGUGCCCACACUCCCAUGUGUAGCGAACACUGCCCUCUUGGGUUUGAAACAACAGAAGAUGGUUGCUCCACAUGCACAUGCAAGAAACCCAAGAUGUGCACUCCAGUGAAUCCAAAUACAUGCACUAAAGUCUGCCCACGUGGCUAUGCCACAGAUAUACAGGGAUGUGAUGUUUGUCAGUGUAAGAAAUCAGUGACUGAAUGCGCACGAAGCAUGGUAGAUCUGCAAUGCAUGUUGAUUAAUGAAUGCCCAUAUGAUUUAGCAACUGACAUGUAUGGAUGUGAAAUCUGUCAAUGUAAGAUGCCACCACUAGUACCUAAGAAGACUGUUACCUGUUCUCUCAUUACUCCCGAGACCUGCAGUGAAUCAUGUGACAAUGGUUAUGCCACCGAUGACACUGGAUGUGAAAUCUGCAAAUGUGCACGCCCAGAUUAUGAAUGUUCUGUUAUGCGUGAAUCUACCUGCCCAAUAAUGAAUAAAUGCAUGUAUGGAUUGGCGACUGAUAUGCGAGGAUGCAGAAUCUGUAAAUGCAAGAUUCCAGCCGUAUGUCCAAAAAUGACUUGCACUUCACGGUGUGCAACUGGAUUCGCUACUGAUGAUAAUGGAUGUGAAAUAUGUCAAUGUAAGAGAGAAAACACUGACAUGAUCUGUCAAGAAAUCACGUCUGAUAACUGUCCUAAAACAUGUGUACAUGGAUUAGCUACUGAUACCAACAAAUGUGAAACAUGCACUUGUAAAAAACCAUCUAUCACCUAUAUGACUGUUAUUCAUCAAGUAAUGCAGAGGAACAUUCUAGGAAUGUCACCUUACAUGCCAAUGGAAAUGAUGAGUAAAAUUACAACCACACACACACAAUGUCAACAAGUAUCCUGCAAAAUGUACUGCCAGUAUGGUUUCCAGAUUGAUGACAAAACUGGAUGCGAGACUUGUAUUUGCAAGAAAGCUCCCAAGAUAGGAUGUCCAGCUGUCACCUAUGGUACUGUUGGUAUGUGCGCAGAAUUCUGUAAGAAUGACAAUGAAUGUCCACAUGACACACUCUGCUGUUCAAAUGGAUGCGGAAAGUCAUGCACAAAGGCAACAUUUGAGUGUGUUGAUGAACAUGGUAUGUCUCAUUCGGAAGGCAGUCUGUGGAACCGUGAUUCAUGUACUAGAUGUAGCUGUGUUCGUGGUAAUGUCAAAUGUACCACUAUGGAAUGUCAACCAAUUCCUGAAGGAUAUAAACCAGUUUUCACCAGCGGACAAUGCUGUCCAUCAUAUGAAUAUGAAACCACUACCUGUGAAGCAAGAGAAGGACAGAAAUGGAUGGAUGAUAUCUGUACUAACUGUACCUGUGUGGAUGGAAUGGCUCGCUGUGUAGCUCAGAGUUGUCCACAGAUCAAACCAGGUUGUAAUCCAGUCUAUAAACCAGGCCAGUGCUGUCCUGACAUGGAAUGUACUGGAUGUAUGACAGAUACCGGCAAACAUCAUGAAGAAGGUCAGUCUUGGAAUGCUGAUACGUGUACAACAUGUACCUGUGUUAAUGGUAACAGUGUGUGUACCUCAAUGACUUGUCAGAUGCCAGAGCCAGGAUGUACUGUGAUUCCAAAAGAUGGACAGUGUUGUCCUACCAUUGUUUGUAACAAGAAAGGUGAUGUAAAGCCAUGCAUGGCAGCUUGGCAUUCAGUUCCCACGAUGAUGUUAAUGGGAAACCCAGUGCCAGCAAUCGGUGCCUUUGUACCUGUCUGUGAUCUGAAUGGUUAUUUUAAUGCUACGCAGUGCCAUGCACAUACAGGUUAUUGUUGGUGUGUAGAUAGAUUUGGAAAUGAAACACCAGGCACUCGCACUGGUAAUGGUGUACCAGAUUGUGAAACGGACGCAUGUAUGGGUACCAAUGGUGCUAUGUAUCGUGAAGGAGACCAAUGGAUGAACAAUAAAUGUACCAUUUGUACUUGUGUCAAUGGCAUGGCCAAAUGUGAUGAUAUGAAAUGCCCAGCUGUACCUGAGAACUGCUCACCCAUUGAAACUGAUGAUCUCUGUUGUCCACAGUAUGUCUGCAAUGACUAUUGUAUUGAUGUAAAAGGAACACAGCGUAAUACUUUCGAACAAUGGAAUGUCAACUCCUGCACUCAGUGUACAUGUUAUGAUGAAAACAUCAUAUGUCGUAGUCAACAGUGUCCAAAAGAGACUGAAGAUGUACCCGAAGGUUGUUAUAUGAUGCCUGUGGAAGGUCAAUGCUGUUCUACAAAGUUAGUGUGCGGUGAUGUGUGUCCAUAUGAUAAACCUCUUGUGCAAUGUACAGUCAACCCAUGUGACAAUGCUGUAUGUCAUGGAUAUGCUAAUGUCAAAUGCCGUGCAAGCUACUGUGGAGGAUGUACUGCUGAAUUUUAUGAUGACCUCAACAACAAAGUCACAUGUAAAUCAACCGAUGUCUGUCGUUCCGAUAUCGUAAAAACUACCAAAAGAAGAACUGAAAUGAUUCCAAGAUGUACAUUUGAUGGACGAUACUCUCCAAAACAAUGUGAUAACACUGGAGCAUGUUGGUGUGUAGAUCGUACUGGAGAAGAGAUAUCACACACCUAUGACAACACUGGUGACCGAGUCACCUGUGAAGAAGAACCACCCUGUCGAAAGGAACAGCGAAGCAUCCAAGAACAGAUCAACCGUGGCUUGGAAGUCACUACUGAUCCUCAAUGUCGUAGCAAUGGCUGGUAUAAAUCCGAACAAUGUGACCCCAUCUCUAAUGAGUGCUGGUGUAGUGAGAGAGAUGGCACCGAGAUCCCAGGAUCUCGUAAAGCCAUACGCAAAGACCUCAACUGUGGUAAGCUGGCUUUGAAAACAUCAAUGCAAUACAUGGAUAUUUAUCUUGUUUGA